UGUGGUAUCACAUCAGGGAUCUUCUCAGCGUAAAAGAAAAAAAGAGACGAUCUUUUGUUUUGCUUCUUCUUCUUUUGAAGAUAUCGAUGGAGGGAGAGAGACACGCUUGUCUGACGGAUGCCUGAGCUCCCCAACAUCUCUCUCUCUCAACCAACCGCGGGCGCAAUGGGAUGUUGUGAGUCUGCUUUUAUUGCCGAGAAGGGUAACAGAGAUGGAAAACGGAAACCGAAUCAGCAACAGAAAGAUGGGUCGGCGCCAAACGGGUCAAAGGAGGGGGAGGCAGAUGGAGUACCCAGUUUCUCUGAGUUCUCACUGGCCGAUUUGAGACUUGCCACCAACAAUUUUAGCUCGGAUUUCAUUGUUUCUGAGGGUGGGGAAAAGGCCCCCAAUCUUGUCUACAAGGGGAGGCUACAGAAUAAGAGGUGGAUUGCUGUGAAGAAGUUCACUAAGAUGGCGUGGCCUGAACCCAAACAGUUCGUGGAUGAGGCUUGGGGGGUCGGGAAAUUGCGCCACCGACGGCUUGCGAAUUUGAUCGGGUAUUGCUGCGACGGCGACGAGCGACUCUUGGUUGCAGAGUACAUGCCCAAUGAUACUCUUGCCAAGCAUCUUUUUCACUGGGAAACACAGACGAUUGAGUGGGCUAUGCGUCUGAGAGUGGCCCUUUAUAUUGCUGAGGCUUUGGACUACUGCAGUAAUGAAGGUCAUCCUUUGUACCAUGAUCUCAAUGCUUACAGAGUUCUUUUUGAUGAGAAUGGUGACCCAAGGCUUUCUUGCUUUGGCCUUAUGAAAAACAGCAGAGAUGGGAAAAGUUACAGCACGAAUCUUGCUUAUACACCUCCAGAAUAUUUACGCACUGGAAGAGUUACUUCUGAGAGUGUAAUUUAUAGUUAUGGCACAGUUCUUCUGGAUCUACUUAGUGGCAAGCACAUUCCUCCUAGCCAUGCUCUUGAUAUGAUAAGGGGAAGGAAUACAUUGGCUUUAAUGGAUUCACAUUUGGAUGGCAAGUUUUCACCUGAAGAGGGGACAACAGUUGUCGGACUGGCUUCCCGCUGUUUGCAGUAUGAAGCUCGUGAACGUCCUACUCCUAAGAAUCUUAUUGCUGCUCUGGUACCUCUGCAGACAAAACCCGAAGUGCCUUCUUAUGUGAUGCUGGGGAUUUCCAAGCGUGAGGAAGCAGCUCCUACGUCUCCACAACAUCCACUCUCCCCACUUGGUGAAGCCUGUUCUAGGAUGGAUCUUACAGCUAUACAUCAGUUAUUGGUGACAGCACACUACCGGGAUGACGAGGGAACCAACGAGUUGUCAUUCCAAGAGUGGACACAGCAAAUGAGAGACAUGCUAGAGGCAAGGAAGCGUGGGGACUUUGCAUUUCGUGAUAAGGAUUUCAAAACAGCCAUCGACUGCUACACUCAGUUUUUAGAUGUAGGAACCAUGGUGUCUCCUACGGUCUAUGCAAGACGCAGUUUAUGUCAUCUACUCUGUGACCAACCUGAUGCUGCUCUGAGGGAUGCAAUGCAAGCACAAUUCGUGUACCCAGAGUGGCCCACAGCUUUCUACAUGCAAGCAGUUGCACUUGCCAAACUAAAUAUGCACAAGGAUGCUGCAGACAUGCUCAAUGAAGCUUCUAGUCUGGAAGAUAGGCAGAAGAGUAGAAGUUCACACAGCCAGCAGCAAUAGCCAUUUGACAUAUCUUUUUCUACUCCAUUGUAACUUUGCACCGCUUCCAAAUAGGAGAAAGGAAUAUUAUCACUAUAUUGAUCAUUGGAAAUCAAAUUUCCAGAAAGAAUGUAAAAUAGACGAGGCUGGUUUUCCCCUUAAUGCAGUGCAUUUUCCAUUCGUGUA
This is a messenger RNA of Nymphaea colorata (pocket water lily), 1842 nucleotides long. Its product is annotated as serine/threonine-protein kinase BSK1. The record is from RefSeq and is a predicted model, not a curated record. Bases 118 to 1677 code for a protein of 519 amino acids. Lineage: Eukaryota; Viridiplantae; Streptophyta; Magnoliopsida; Nymphaeales; Nymphaeaceae. Gene Ontology annotation, biological process: protein phosphorylation; brassinosteroid mediated signaling pathway. Gene Ontology annotation, molecular function: protein kinase activity; ATP binding; protein binding. The transcript is spliced from 10 exons.